UUGACAGCUUUGAUUAGGCUUUUUGAUUAGUAUAAAAAUCUGACACAUUCUUUCGCUUUUAUCAAAAACGGCAAGCAUGGCUGGUGGUGUUCCAAUAAUAGUUUUGAAUCAAAACACAAAGAGAGAAUCUGGAAGAAAAGUGCAGAUAGGAAAUAUCGAAGCCGGAAAGACUGUAGCAGAUAUCAUUCGAACAUGUCUUGGUCCAAGGUCAAUGUUGAAGAUGCUGAUGGACCCAAUGGGAGGAAUAGUAAUGACAAAUGAUGGAAAUGCCAUUCUUAGAGAGCUAAAUGUCCAACAUCCAGCUGCAAAAUCAAUGAUUGAGGUGGCUCGCACCCAAGAUGAAGAAACUGGUGAUGGAACUAAAUCAGUAAUAAUUUUAGCUGGAGAGGUCUUAGCAGCUGCAGAGCAAUUUAUUCAUCAGCAGAUGCACCCAACAAUUGUAAUUGCAGCUUAUCGCCAGGCUUUAGAGGAUAUUCUAGAUGAUCUGAAAAAUAAAGUUGCUGUUCCAGUGGAUAUAAACAACAAAGAAGAGAUGAUGAAGAUUGUGAAAAGCUGUUUGGGAACAAAAUUUAUCAGCAAAUGGAUGGAUUUGGCCUGUAAUAUUGCACUAGAAGCUACUUCAACAGUACAGGUUCUAGACAAUGACAAAAAGGAAAUUGAUAUUAAACGCUAUGCCAAAGUAGAAAAGAUUCCUGGGGGUUUACUUGAAGAUUCUAAAGUUCUGAAAGGUGUCAUGUUCAAUAAAGAUAUUACUCACCCUAAGAUGAGAAGGCGUAUUGAAAACCCACGAAUUCUGCUGCUAGAUUGUAACCUUGAAUACAAAAAGGGGGAGAGUGUGACAAAUAUUGAAAUCUCUAAAGAGGAAGAUUUCUCUAAGAUUUUGAAGCUAGAGGAGGAGUUUAUUGAAAAAGUUUGCAAAGAAAUUACAGCAUUGAAGCCUGAUUUGGUUAUAACAGAAAAGGGUGUUUCUGACUUGGCCCAACACUAUUUGGUUAAAGAAAACAUUAGUGUGAUCAGGAGAGUUAGAAAAUCUGACAACAACAGAAUUGCAAGGGCUUGUGGAGCAACUAUUGCAAAUCGUACUGAUGAGCUUAAAGAAGAGGAUAUUGGUACUGGGUGUGGUCUGUUUGAGAUUCAGAAGAUUGGAGAUGAGUAUUACACUUUCCUAACCGAGUGCAAGAACCCUAAAGCAUGUACAAUUCUCUUACGUGGUGCAAGUAAAGAUAUCCUAAAUGAGGUUGAGAGGAAUUUACAAGACGCAAUGAAUGUAGCCAGGAAUGUUAUGAUUGAUCCAUUCUUAGUUCCAGGUGGAGGGGCCUCAGAGAUGGCAAUUGCUCAGGCUCUCAAUGAAAGAGCAAAGAGUAUUACUGGAGUUCACCAGUGGCCCUACCGUGCCAUUUCCAGAGCGUUGGAGGUCAUUCCCAGAACUCUUAUUCAGAAUUGUGGGGCCAAUCCCAUCCGUACCUUAACUGCGAUAAGGGCAAAGCAUGCACAGGCAAAUAGCUCAACCUGGGGUAUUGAUGGUAAUACUGGUAACAUUGUUGACAUGAAAGUGUUUGGUGUAUGGGAACCUAUUGCUGUUAAGCAGCAAGUUUUCAAGACAGCAAUUGAGACUGCUAUUCUCCUGUUGCGUAUUGAUGACAUUGUUUCUGGAGUAAAGAAACAAGGUGGAGGGGAUGCAGCAUCUGCUCCUCCUCAAGGCGCCCAGGCUUCUGAAGGCCCAGAACAGUAGUCUAGAAAUCCUUUAUGCUGGUUCACUUUAUGUUUUGUUUGAUAUGUAUUUAAGUGAAAGAAUGAAUACAUUUGAGUGUUUGCUGUUUUGCUUCUGUGAUUCAGUUGUCCAUUUUAAAAGUUUUGAUUACAUCUAUUCAGGUGGUAAUAACAUAAGUUUAUUGAGGCUGAACACUAAGUUGCUUUGACUUUUUUUAAAACAAGAAACAGGCUGGCUUGUCAGCAAGAUCAUGUCUUAUUAUUGACUUGCUAUUUUUGUAACAGGACUGUCACACAUAACUUUUUUUUACCAAAUACAUUAAACUUUCUAAUUAUUUUA
Physella acuta is the source of this 2050-nucleotide messenger RNA. Its product is annotated as T-complex protein 1 subunit gamma. Gene Ontology annotation, molecular function: ATP binding; ATP-dependent protein folding chaperone; ATP hydrolysis activity. The record is from RefSeq and is a predicted model, not a curated record. Gene Ontology annotation, biological process: protein folding. Lineage: Eukaryota; Metazoa; Mollusca; Gastropoda; Physidae.